AUGGAAACUACUACUAGUGACACGUGCUCUGUUCCAUUUUCUCAUAACUCUUCAACUUCUUCAUCUAAUUCACCUCCACAAGCUGUUGUUGUUAUGAGCCCUUGUGCUGCUUGCAAGAUUUUGAGGAGAAGAUGUUCUCCUGAUAAAUGUGUUUUGGCUCCUUAUUUUCCUCCUACUGAUCCUGCCAAGUUUACCAUUGCUCAUAGAGUCUUUGGUGCUAGCAACAUCAUCAAAUUCCUACAGGAACUACCUGAGGCUCAAAGAGCUGAUGCAGUGACAAGCAUGGUUUAUGAGGCGAGUGCAAGAAUUAGAGAUCCUGUUUAUGGUUGUGCUGGCGCAAUUUGCCAACUCCAAAACCAGGUGAAUGAGCUUCAAGCACAAUUGGCGAAAUCACAAGCAGAGGUUGUAAACAUGCAACUCCAACAAGCUAAUCUUGUGGCUUUAUUUUGCAUGUCACAAAGUGAACAAGAAUCACCACAACAAUCUAUCGAUGGUUUCAUUCAAAGUCCUUCGCAUAGUAAUGCCUAUCAAAUUGGUUUGAACUUUCAUGAGGACAACAAUAGUCUAAAUUCAUUGUGGGAGCCACUUUGGAUAUAA
Molecule: messenger RNA, 597 nt
Organism: Lathyrus sativus (Indian pea)
Lineage: Eukaryota; Viridiplantae; Streptophyta; Magnoliopsida; Fabales; Fabaceae
Source: the annotation of a GenBank genome assembly